AUGACGCCGGACCCGGGCGGUGAGGCGCCCCUGGCCCGAAUUCCUUCUCCUACCGCGCCGAGUGGUGCGAUGAUCCCCUCGCCCUUGCACUGGCGAACGGUCUGCUUGCUGGAAGUGGUCUCGAUUCAGUGGAUCCCGCUCUGUCCGUGGACUCGGACCCAACAGGUGAGUUCUUCGGGAUCCGGCUUCAUCAUCUCCCAGAAUCGGAUAAUGACCAACGCCCAUGUCGUUGCAAAUGCCAUCGACAUUCGGGUGCGGCCUCAUGGUUCCCCAAGGCGCUUCGCUGGCAAGGUUCGGACCUAUGGUCCGGAUGUUGACUUAGCCCUCGUGGAAAUCGAAGAUUCUGUGGCCGAAGAUUUUUGGGCCACCGUGGCAGAUGCACCAAGAGUAGAGCUUGCGGAGAGCCUUCCGGCACUGCAGGAGACGGUGCGAGCUCUGGGCUUUCCAACAGGUGGACGUACCUUGUGCAUAACCGAAGGCGUUGUGUCGCGGGUGGACAGCAUCGAACUGACCCCCCCGGCAGACACCACGCUCGUAAUUCAAAUCGAUGCAGCUAUCAACCCGGGCAACAGUGGUGGUCCGGUCUUUGACAGCCGCGGCUAUGUGGCCGGCGUGGCCUUCUGCAAGGACGUACGCAGCAGUACUGACAACAUCGGCUAUGUCAUUCCUGCAGAGGUAGUGCGAACAUUCCUCGACCGAUGUGGCAAGGCCCGGGAGUGCUAUACUCUCUCGCCCUCCGUGCCGUACCGGUGGCACAAGCUGGAGAAUCAAUCGUUGCGUGCCGCGCACAAAGUUCCCCAUGAGAUCUCCGGCGUGCUUCUGACGAGCGUUGCUCCCUUCCUCGAGGGUGCCCUGAAGGUCAGCGACGUCUUGAUGAAGAUCGAUGGCCGCACCAUCUCGGACGACGGUCAGAUCGAGCUUCGAGGGCAUGAGCUGAUACAGCAUAGGUACCUGCUGCGGAAUAAGGGCAUUGGUGACAAGACCACCUUCACCGUCUUCAGGGAUGGACAGAAG
Molecule: messenger RNA, 1014 nt
Organism: Symbiodinium sp. CCMP2456
Lineage: Eukaryota; Dinophyceae; Suessiales; Symbiodiniaceae
Source: the annotation of a GenBank genome assembly